Messenger RNA from Budorcas taxicolor (takin), 1293 nucleotides. RefSeq names its product divergent protein kinase domain 2A (gene DIPK2A). NCBI's taxonomy places the organism in Eukaryota, Metazoa, Chordata, Mammalia, Artiodactyla, Bovidae. The transcript has 3 exons. The record is from RefSeq and is a predicted model, not a curated record. Gene Ontology annotation, biological process: cardiac muscle cell proliferation; regulation of phosphatidylinositol 3-kinase/protein kinase B signal transduction. The coding region runs from base 1 to 1293 and encodes 430 amino acids. Gene Ontology annotation, cellular component: COPI vesicle coat.
AUGUGGCGCCUGGUGCCCCCGAAGCUGGGCCGCCUGUCCCGCUCGCUGAAGCUGGCGGCGCUGGGCAGCCUGUUGGUGCUGAUGGUGCUGCACUCGCCGUCGCUGCUCGCCUCCUGGCAGCGCAACGAGCUGGCCGACCGGCGCUUCCUGCAGCUCAAUAAGUGCCCGGCGUGUUUCGGAACUAGCUGGUGCCGCCGCUUCCUCAACGGGCAGGUGGUGUUCGAGGCGUGGGGCCGCCUGCGCCUGCUGGACUUCCUCAACGUGAAGAACGUCUACUUCGCGCAGUACGGCGAGCCCCGCGAGGGCGGCCGCCGCCGAGUGGUGCUCAAGCGCCUCGGCUCGCAGCGCGAGCUGGCGCAGCUCGACCAGAGCAUCUGCAAGCGGGCCACCGGCCGGCCCCGCUGCGACCUGCUCCAGGCCAUGCCCCGCACCGAGUUCGCGCGCCUCAACGGCGACGUGCGGCUGCUCACGCCGGAGGCGGUGGAGGGCUGGUCCGACCUGGUGCACUGCCCCUCGCAGCGCCUGCUCGACCGCCUGGUGCGCCGCUAUGCCGAGACCAAGGACUCGGGCAGCUUCCUGCUCCGCAACCUCAAGGACUCGGAGCGCAUGCAGCUGCUGCUGACCCUGGCCUUCAACCCCGAGCCGCUGGUGCUACAGAGUUUUCCAUCUGAUGAAGGUUGGCCAUUUGCAAAAUAUCUUGGAGCUUGUGGAAGAAUGGUGGCUGUUAAUUAUGUUGGAGAAGAACUGUGGAGUUACUUUAAUGCCCCAUGGGAGAAACGAGUUGACCUCGCUUGGCAAUUAAUGGAAAUAGCAGAGCAGCUCACAAACAAUGACUUUGAAUUUGCACUCUACCUCCUGGACGUCAGCUUUGACAAUUUUGCAGUUGGUCCUAGAGAUGGGAAGGUAAUCAUUGUGGACGCUGAAAAUGUUUUGGUUGCUGACAAAAGGUUAAUCAGACAAAAUAAGCCUGAAAAUUGGGAUGUAUGGUAUGAAAGCAAAUUUGAUGACUGUGAUAAGGAGGCUUGCUUAUCAUUUUCAAAAGAAAUUCUUUGUGCUCGUGCCACUGUGGACCACAAUUAUUAUGCUGUUUGUCAGAACCUCUUAUCCAGACACGCCACGUGGCGUGGCACUUCUGGAGGACUCCUCCAUGAUCCACCAAGCGAAAUUGCCAAAGAUGGCCGCCUCGAGGCCUUGCUGGAUGAGUGCACCAACCCAAAGAAGCGCUACGGCAGAUUCCAGGCUGCGAAAGAACUGCGUGAAUAUCUAGCACAAUUAAGUAACAACGUGAGGUAG